Nicotiana tabacum (common tobacco) is the source of this 4473-nucleotide messenger RNA. NCBI's taxonomy places the organism in Eukaryota, Viridiplantae, Streptophyta, Magnoliopsida, Solanales, Solanaceae. The record is from RefSeq and is a predicted model, not a curated record.
GUUAUUUCCUUUUGAACACAAUUGUCACUUUUUAAUUAAAAACCCUUUUGAGCUUCAAAAACUACUUUUAGUAUUUUUAAGAGGGUUAAGGAGUUUUAAGAAAAAGGGGUGUAACACCUACGGGAGGACAUCUGAAAGUGAAAAUUAGUGGCAGAGGUUGGUGCGGUGGGCUGCGACCGUGGAAGCACCGUUUCUCUUCGACCACAUAGUUGUUCGUAUCUAAGAGUUGCUUCGUCUAAUUUCCAACACAGUAUGUAGAGCGAGAAACACGUCGCGAACACAAACCAAGAGUUGCUCCCAAGACAAAUUUCAUAAGCUUCUCCCUCUCAUAAAUCCACACUAUUAAAGCUGGCAAUGUGCCCAUAUCUAGUCGCUCCUUCAAUACUAUAUAAGCAAUCAAAAGGCUUGAAGGGACGAGUAGAUACAUAAUAUGUAUCAGGGUAUCAGAAUAAUAUGUCUGAGGAGGAACCGCUAGAUCAUUAAAAAUCACACUAUAAAACCCCCAUAAAAAGUAAUGAUCGAAAUACAUCCGAAUGAAAGGUGAAGUUGGAGCUCUGUAAGCCAAUACGUAGUAAAGGACAACAUAUUUAAAGGAAUAAUCGAAAUACAUAAUGUCUAGUAUAGAGAUCCUAUCGAUCCCACCACACAACUAUGUUGGUGGGCAAAUCAGUUAGGUAAGUUCGUAACGGUAAAGUCCAGGUUUAUUAGUCUUUGAAUAUUGCCACGUAAGCAAGUCAAACAUCUCUCUUUGUUGCUUACGUUGACAAUACGAACAAAAAUUAAUUGAAAAAUAAAUUAGGGGCUCAAACCUUGGUAGAUCCGAUGGCGUCUCCAAUCGAGCUCCUCCUGCCUGGUUGUGUUCUGAAUUUCUUUUUUUUCUUUUUUUUCUUUCAUAAUUUGCUGUUUUUAUUAUGGAACUUGUGAUUCAUUUAUGCGCGCGGUUUGUCUCUUGUUUUCCUGCUUAACAAUUUCGCUUCAUCUUAUGAUUUUCAUUCAUACUUGUACUUUGGUUUUGAAUUCUGUUAUUGUUGGCUUGGUGAUUCAUUAAAAUUAAGUUUUGUUCCUCACUGUUAUUUGUCAAAUUAGAACAUUCAAUUUAGGGCUUUAAAAGAAAUUAGGGCUUCAUAGUUUCUCAUACCAAUGCCAUGAUUCCAUAUUGGUUAAAGACGCGAAAGAAUUUUCGCCAAUUUUACUUAACUAAAACUAAUUCAGUCAUUUGUGAAACUAGAUUAAAGUUUUAGAGAACUGGCAUUCCAUAUGGAUAGGAGUGGAAAAUGGGUGGGUCGGGUCGGAUAUAAUUCGGGUCAAAACAGGUAAUUAGAAAACGGAUAAAUUAUUCGAUCUGACCCAUAUUUAAUACGGAAAAAAACGAAUUAAUCGGCUGCUAUGAACAAAAAUAGUCAAUGGGCCAUGAUGAAGAACGGGUUUAAGAAACUAGCAAACUUUAUGUGGGAUCCGGGUUGAUGGGCCCAAGCGCCAAAAUCAAUUAAGCGAAAUGGUUAAAUAAAGUAGGGUAACAAUAGUAUAGGGAGGCUGAAUAUUGUUAGAAACUUCCCCUCUCUAGUCUCUCCCUCGUCUAUUUCUCUCUGUGGCUUUGUCUUCUCAUCCUUUUCUUUCUGUUACUAUACUAUUGUUACUUUUCAGUGUAAUUCCUUUGUUAUAAUAUCAAUAUAUCAAUGUGUUAUUUCUGUAUUGUGGAUAUUGAAUCCAUAACAUUGGUGCUUUCAUUGUCUCCAUCUACCAUGGUGGACCUAUCUCAAGUAAUGGGUCGUUUCAGCGGUGAGAAUCCUCUGAAUUGGGUUCUUCAGGCAGAGAGGCUGGGACCAGUGGCGGAGGCAGGAUCUCCACGAAGGGGGUUCAAAAAAAAAAUUGUAUCUAGUGGGAAUUGAACUCAUGACCUUACGUAGAUUUUGAACCUCCUUGACCACUAAACUACACUUUUGGAUUGUGUUAAGGGGGUUCAAAACUUAAUAUAUAGAGGGAAGCACCUGGCAGGCGUUUAGAUUUUCUCCGGCAAUUUACCACAGUGGAUUAUUAUUCGACACAAGCGGCGGCUCUUCCAGCUUGGAGCAACAUGGACAACUUGCCCUUGUAUCAAUACUGUCAUGUUCGCUCUGACUACAACAACCUGAACAUUGCCCACAAGGUGUUUGGAGAAAAGCCCAAUAGGGAAAUUGAUAACGUGAUAGUUACUGAAACAACAUUACCAGCGCCAGAUGCUAUGAAGCUAAAGAGUAGUGAUAAGAAUCCAUCUGUACUAAUUAAAAUUGUGACGCUGCAGUUUUGGUAACUCACGCGGAAGAAGAGAUCUACAAUUCAGUUUUGGAUGACAACAAAGAGGACACAGACUUUCCUUUGCCACAAUACUUUGUUGAGUCAUUUGACUACAACAACAACAACAACAACGAGGUGCACAAGGAGUUUGAUGAAUUGUCGGAUUGGUCUAAAGAUGCUAUUCAGGAACCAGAUGCUGUUCAGGAACCACACAAAGAGUUUACGAUGAAAACAGAGACUACUGAGGCACAUUUCGCUAACAAUUCGAUGUAUUAUAUCGCUCCAACUGCUGUGGCAAAUGAUCGUGCUAAGGUUGUCAUAAAGGAAGACAAGCAUGAUGAAGCGGAAAUUGUUACCACUAAAGAAGAACCUCUGGGUUUCGUUACUACAAUCAAAGAGAAGGUUCCAUUAUGGAUUGGUUUUGCAUUCUCUAUUUCCAGUGACCUCAUCAUGUUUGAUGAUCAACAUGAACUUGAGCUAGCCCAAUGUUUGGUGGAGAUGUCUUGUAUGGAUUCAGCUUGCGGUUCCAACCAACUUCUAAAUAGAGGUAGAUUUAGUCACCUAAGUGACCUUGCUCAUGCUGAACUUUUCUUGCCUUCGUUUCAAUUUCCACCUGAUCAAUUUGGUUUAGAGUUUCCAUUUGAUCCUGGCUCUAGUUUGUUUACCACCUUCCUUAGAGUUACAAGAAACUGUGUGUUUUGUUUUGCUUCAAGCAACUUGGUGCAUGAUAAUUUCAUAACGUCAACCUUGUGGAAUUCAUGCAUUACACCUUUGAAACUUCAGCUGCGAAAUACUGCUGAUGCAUACGAAUCCAUAACAACAAACUAUUUGGGUAAAAGUGUUCUCGUAAGAAUUUUUAUGUGUUGUCUUUCUGCUAGUAGUGUUGGAAUUGUUAAAAAACUUAUACAGAUACGUGAAUGGAGUGGAGCAAGUGAACUUAAUCUUGUUUUAGAUAAACUGAUUGGAAUUAGUUGCAAAAUCAUUGAAGUCAUGAGUGGAGUUCCAAUAGUGGGACGGUGGAAAUUGUUUGUCGAUAUGAUUGGCUCUAAGAAUAUAGAUCAAGUUGGUCAAUCAGGGCAGAAAACAAAGUUGAAGGCUGCAGAAAUUUAUCAAGGACACAUUACACGACAAAGUAUGAUCUUAUCCAUUCCUAAUGAUGACUUCCGUAUACCAUCCAAAGGCAAUAAGUUAAUAAUGUUCUUACUGGAUUCUUUUGGAGAUGCCAAGCCCAGAGUUCUUUUGAUACUGUGUACCAGCCUAGAUAAUGAGGGAGAUAAAGAAAAAUUUUAUGUUACUACAGUUGAGGAUGCUAGAAGAUUUUAUUCCUUGCUUGGCUUUGAAGCAAAUGUUGCUCUUAAUUUCUCUAGUUGUAUUAGGGAGUACUUCUCUACUAUGAGAUCAAUUUGGGAUCCUGGAGUUGAUGGUUUGGCACUCUAUUUGUUUGAUCCUUGCAAAGAAUUGCCCUACAUUCCUUUGGGUGAGGACACCAAGAUUAAAGGGAUUGCAGUAACUGAAGUUUUCUGCAAUCCAAUGAAAGAGCACAGAGGAGCUUUUGAUCCCUAUUUGAAUCUUCAUAAGUUCACCUCCAUGCUAUCGAUGUUGCUUUACUCGAACCUUGAGGACAAGGUUUUUUUUAAGGACGGGAGUAUUGUUAUGAAUAAAAAUAGUCAAUGGGCCAUGAUGAAGAACGGGUUUAAGAAACUAGCAAACUUUGUGUGGGAUCCGGGUUGAUGGGCCCAAGCGCCGAAGUCAAUUAAGCAAAUUGGUUAAAUAAGGUAGGGUAACAAUAGUAUAGGCAGGCUGAAUAUUGUUAGAAACUUCCCCUCUCUGGUCUCUCUCUCCCUCGUCUAUUUCUCUCUGUGGCUCUGUCCUCUCGUCCUUUUCUUUCUAUUACUAUACUCAGUUAUUGUUACUUUUCAGUGUAAUUACUUUGUUAUCAUAUCAAUAUAUCAAUGUGUUAUUUCUGUAUUUGAUUGUGGAUAUUGGAUCCAUAACAUCGGCGGAUAAAAGCGAGGGGUGGCGGCCGUUAUCACAUGGUCAUCCGGCAAAACGCGGUGGAUCUAGACUUGGGAUAGCAUUGAUAGAGAGUAGUAUAUAUUUGUAAUGUUAUAGCUUUGCCCAGAGUUAGAAAUAUAUUACACUCCCUAAUGCUGUAAUUUUGAUUAUGAUUGUAUUUAGGUUUGUCAAUUGAGUUGAUGA